Molecule: messenger RNA, 6385 nt
Organism: Platichthys flesus (European flounder)
Lineage: Eukaryota; Metazoa; Chordata; Actinopteri; Pleuronectiformes; Pleuronectidae
Product: ubiquitin-protein ligase E3A
Exons: 11
Coding region: 190-2880 (896 amino acids)
Biological process (GO): protein polyubiquitination; ubiquitin-dependent protein catabolic process
Molecular function (GO): ubiquitin protein ligase activity
Source: RefSeq, a predicted model, not a curated record
GUGAAGUCAAGAUGGCUGUGGACCUGAAGCAGGGUGAAGAGCCUGCAGUAGAAAGGCCGUGAAUGAAGUUUUACACCGAACAUCUGUCGUCGUCGCUGCUGGAGAAGUCGUAAUCUACCCCCGUCCCGGACUCGGCACGUUUGCAAACCUGCAGCAGGAUCGCGAAACCAACAGAGGAGGAAGUCUCGUAUGAAUUCCGACGAGAAGGAGGACUGUGAGUGUGCGCCACCACAGGCCGAGCCCAGCCCCGCAGGAGGACCCGAUAGAGAAUACGAGGAGCCUGAAAUAGAAAACCCAGAAGCAAGCCGAAUGAAGCGAGCAGCUGCCAAGCAUCUAAUAGAGCGCUAUUACCACCAGUUAACAGAGGGCUGUGGGAAUGAGACAUGCUCCAACUCAUGGUGUGCCUCGUCCGUCGGCUUCAACCGCAUGGAUAACAAUGCGGCGGCGGUCAAGGCCCUGGAGCUCUACAAGGUCAACGCCAAGCUAUGUGACCCCCACCCCUCGAAGAAGGGCACUGCCUCUGCCUACCUGGAGAGCAGCGCCCGCAGCAACUCGGCCUGCCUCAACAGGAAGAUGAACCAUAAAGAUGUCCACUCUUCACGGGACAAUUUCAAAGAUGUGAAUUACCUGACAGAGGAGAAAGUGUAUGAGAUCUUGGACAUCUGUGGAGAGAAGGAGGAUUAUUCGCCUCUGAUCCGGGUACUAGGUCGGGUGUUCUCUAGCGCUGAGGGCCUGGUGGAGAGCUUCAGGAGAUCCAAGCCUCACACCAAGGAGGAGCUCAAGUCCCUUCAAGGUAAAGAUGAGGACAAAGACGAGGAUGAGAAGGAGGCUGCUGCCUGCUCUGCCACAGCCAUGGAGGACGACUCCCCAGCCUCCUCCUCCUCAUCAAGGCUGGGUGAGGGCUCUUCAGAAAAAAACGAUGUCCAAAAGCUGGCCCCGGAUGAGGUGUCGGUGGACAUCGAAGCUGUGCGCCGGGUCUACGAACGCCUCCUAUCCAACGAGAAGAUUGAAGCCGCCUUCCUGAAUGCACUGGUCUACCUCUCACCCAAUGUAGAGUGCGACUUGACGUACCACAAUGUGUAUUCACGAGACCCGAACUACCUUAACCUGUUUGUUAUCGUGAUGGAGAACAGCAACCUCCACAGCCCAGAGUACCUGGAGAUCGCCCUCCCACAGUUCUGCAAGGCCAUGAGCAAACUCCCGCUGCCAGCACAGGCCAAGCUAGCACGCUUGUGGGCGCACUACAGCGCCGAGCAGAUCCGGCGCAUGGUGGAGACCUUCCAGCAGCUCAUCACCUACAAGGUGAUCAGUAACGAGUUCAACAGCCGCAACCUGGUCAACGAUGACGACGCGGUGGUGGCGUCCACCAAGUGCUUGAAGAUCGUCUACUAUGCAAACGUGCUGGGCGGCGAAAUCGACAUGGAGCAUAACGAGGAAGAGGACGAGGAGCCCAUCCCAGAGUCCAGUGAGCUCACGCUGCAAGAGCUGCUGGGCGAGGAGCGGCGGAACAAGAAGGGCCCGCGGGUGGACCCCGUGGAGACGGAGUUGGGGAUCCGCACCAACGACUGUCGGCGGCCGCUCAUUCCCUUCGAGGAGUUUGUCAAUGAGCCUCUGAACGAGGUGCUGGAGAUGGACAAGGACUACACCUUCUUUAAGGUUGAAACCGAAAACAAGUUCUCCUUCAUGACGUGUCCCUUCAUCCUAAACGCCGUCACCAAGAACCUGGGCCUGUACUACGACAACCGCAUCCGCAUGUACAGUGAGCGGCGCAUUACUGUGCUCUACAGCUUGGUGCAGGGCCAGCAGCUAAACCCCUACCUGCGGCUCAAAGUGCGCAGAGACCACAUAAUUGAUGACGCUUUGGUCAGGUUGGAAAUGAUAGCGAUGGAGAAUCCUGCAGACUUGAAGAAGCAGCUGUAUGUGGAGUUUGAAGGAGAGCAAGGUGUUGAUGAAGGAGGCGUUUCCAAAGAGUUUUUCCAGCUGGUGGUGGAGGAAAUCUUCAACCCAGAUAUCGGCAUGUUCACAUAUGAUGAGCGCACCAAAAUGUUUUGGUUCAACCCGUCGUCUCUUGAAAACGAGGGCCAGUACACUCUGAUCGGCAUCGUCCUCGGUCUGGCAAUCUAUAACAACUGUAUCCUGGAUGUCCACUUCCCCAUGGUGGUCUACAGGAAGCUGAUGGGCAAGAAAGGAACGUUCAGGGACCUGGCUGACGCCAACCCGGUUCUGCACCAGAGCCUGAAGGAGCUGAUGGAGUACGAGGGCAGCGUGGAGGAGGACAUGAUGAUCACUUUCCAGAUUUCCGAGACCGACCUGUAUGGGAACCCACUCAUGUAUGAUUUAAGGGAAAACGGGGACAAGAUUCCAGUCACGAAUGAAAACAGAAAGGAGUUUGUGGCGCAGUAUGCAGAGUACAUGCUGAACAAAAGUGUGGAGAAGCAGUUCAAAGCCUUCAGGAGAGGCUUCCACAUGGUCACCAACGAGUCGCCGCUCAAAUACCUGUUCAGACCAGAAGAAAUCGAGCUGCUCAUCUGCGGAAGCAGGAACCUGGACUUCCUAGCACUUGAAGAAACAACAGAAUAUGACGGCGGAUACAACAGAGAUUCUCGAAUCAUCAAGGAGUUCUGGGAGACGUUGCACUCGUUUGGGGAGGACCAGAAGCGCCUCUUCCUGCAGUUCACCACUGGCACGGACCGAGCACCUGUGGGCGGGCUGGGCAAGCUGAAGAUGAUCAUUGCCAAGAACGGCCCUGACACAGACCGGUUACCGACGUCUCACACUUGCUUUAACGUGCUGCUGCUGCCCGAGUACAACGACGUGGAGAAGCUGCGAGAGAGACUGCUGAAAGCCAUCACCUAUGCCAAAGGGUUUGGCAUGCUCUGAGCCCCCCGCUCCACACACUCAGCAAAAGGGACUCCUUCUCAGACAGCCCACCAAACCCUGCCCCCUCCCCACCGCCCGCCCUUCCUUUAUCAGACACGAUCCCAAUGGUGACAGAGACCGACAAAGAGUACGUUCCGAGGAAAAGCAAGUCAAUAAUACGAGAGGAGACACGGCACCAAUAGAGCGCUCUGGUAGUUCUUCUGCUGUGCCUGCAUCAUCCCUCAUCAGUCAGUGUGAGCCCAGAGACCUCCUGAUCAAAGUCCCCCCCCCCACCACACACACACACACACACGCACACACACACACACACACACACACACACACAUCACAUUAAGUGAAUGUGCCGCAGCCUCCCCUUCUUUCUUUUUUUUUUCUAUGUACAGAGAGGAUCAGUUUCCUUAUUAUUUAUUUGAAGGCAAAAAUGGGUGAUUAUUAUUUUAUUUUUCUCAUGCCUGCCUGUUUCUUCCCUACUUGUGGAAAGGGAUAGAGGUUAAUAUUAAACUAUGUAAAUUUAGGACGAUACAUUAAUAAGUCAAUAUAAAAAACCCUGUAUUGAACAAAAAGCUGUUAGUGUAGCCCUGAGUUCACGGAGCGUUGACAGAGGAAAUCUAGUUCUAGAAUAGUGUUGAAUACAAAAUAUUGUAUCCCCAGUGAGAAGAAGAGCUCUUACCACUCCACUCACCGCUAUCACUUGUUCUUUCUACCAAGGUAAGAAAUUUGGAAAUUCUGUCAUUUGCUCCAAAUUGGCAUUAUACAAUAGCAAUUUUUCUGUUUUUGUUUUGGGCCUUUUUAUAUCCUUUCGGGGAGGGGGGAGCGGACACCGCAGGUUAGAGUCAAACCUUGUCAGAGCUGUGUAAGUGCACUUAGACAUUUUCAGAAUGUUUGUUUUUUGGCCACAGGUCGCCACGAUUGUUUGAGGCAUUUUAUUUCCAUGUCUUCCUGUGUUGACAAUUCUAACUAAAAUUAAAAAACUAAAAAUAGCAGUAUUUAUAUAUCAGUGGGGUUGGAGCUGUGAUACCGUAUCGUGCAUGUUCUGGAGGAUGUACACAUGUAAACCAGUCACCGAUGAUGUUCUCAGAUUAAGACCAAGAGCUCUUCUUGUGCCAACCUAUAGUCCGAUCCUAGGUGAAACCCCAGUUAGCACUUUUGUGUUGUCUGUUUCUGGCUUAGUCUUGUGUGAGUGGACAGCUCAUACUGCAGCCUCUGUUCAGUGUAUCUCUCAUACAGUCGGGUGGGCGGUGUGUACGAGAGGACACGUCUGCAGACGCUUCUCUUCCUUGUAAUCUUUAGUCCACCGGACCCAGAUCUCUGGCUUUGGUUACGCCUGUCAUUUUAUCACCUGGCAGCAUCACGGGGGGGAAAGUGCGAUCAGGCCACCAGCCCCAGAUCUCAGUACAGGCUGGACGGCUCUGUGAUCGGACACUGGGCACAUGAGGACACCAGUCUGAGCCAACCUGAGCAAAGUGAUUGUUCCGUCCAAACUGCAGAGAAGGGUCAGUCCACACUGAAGCCCCUGAACGUUCCCAUCAGCCCCUCCUUAGCUGUUAGACCCACAGUCUUAACGUGUAGAGCUGUGGUUUGAUCUGCGCUAAUGAGAGGGGGGGGCAGACAACAUGUAAAGGAACAGCAACGGUUUGAUUGACUGCGCUCUAUGAAUUCUAAUGUGAUAUCUCGUUUAAGUCCACUCGAGGCCAAACAGUCAAACCUUGCUCUGUAGAACAAGAGGAAGAAUGCUGUCGCGUUCAUAUUGUGUAGUUUUAGUUUGAAUGGAUACACAAAGGCGAGGGUACCUGUGUGUCCCCCCUACCCCUCUUUACACAGAGACAACACUGGUGUGGAUUGUCUUCUGUGACUCCGGGGAGACGGUACUGUGUGGACACAUCACUGAUCACAUUUCAGUUUAGAUCUUCAUUGAGAAUGAAAACAGGUGUAACCACUGUCGAUGUAGAAGUCGCUUUUGUGUGUUUUGUCAACAUGAGUUGGAAUAUCAGCUGUGAAAUCAACACCCCCCUAAGAACAGGCAGACCUUUUCUUUUUUUUUCUUUUUUCUUUUAUAAUUCUGUUUGUUCACUAUAUUGGGCCGUAAUUUUUUUUAUUUUCGACCUCUGCUAUUUUCAAACUUUGUCAAUCGAGGCAACGCAGCACAUGUCAUCAGACGCCCCCUGCUGGGUUUUAAAUGACUUGACAGUUGAACCAGGUUAUUUAAACCACUUAUGAGGAAUAGAGAAAAAAACGAAUUGGACCCAACUGAAAUAUCAGUUCAUUGAAUUGCUGUAUCGUGCACUUACAGUAACUUUGGAUUUGUACAUCGUUUCAAAGAUGAUCCUCUGUUCUUUUACACAAAAAAUAUAUACACCCAUAUCUUAUAAAACCACAAGCUGUGUUCUUGAAAUCUAAAUUUAUUUUCCAGAGUUCCAAUCAUUCAGCUGAAAUUGAGAAUCAAUGUAAACCAUCCAAUCAAGGUGCAGCCACUCUUGACUCAACCUUGAGACGGAUCACAAAGCUCAAGCUCAAUGUAAUUAAUUGAAUCUAGUGGCAAAAAAAAAAGUUGUGGUCAGUUUAACAUGAUUUUACUUCCAAAUAAGUGGUUGAGGUCAUUUGGGUGAACUGUGGAUAAAUGUGGCUGUAAAGCAUUCAAACAGUUUCCCCACUCAUUGGAUGGUAUAGUUUUAUGUCACUUGCUAAGUGGACCUUCAGCUAAGAUUUCUUACGAUUUAUUUCAUGAACAUCUCCUUGAACAGAACAUUGUUCAAAGUGUAACCUUGUUGAAAGCAUCAGCUUUCAGGGGAGGGGCGAUACAACGAGGCCUGUCUGCUUUGUGUUGUCAUGGGCACUUCUGUGGUGGUGGGUGGGAGGUUGAAUCUGUCCUGUGAAUCAAGACUACCUGAAACUUUGAAUCUCUGCUCAGCCUUGGGGGGGUGGCGGGGGGGCACUCCGCAGCAGGCCACUGAACCAAGGUGCUCAGACCGCCGCCGCACACGACAACCCUGAGCCAUUCUUUGUGUUCCAUUGCUCCUUAUUUUGUUCGUGGUCACGGUUUCAACCAGACCUGGGCGACAACGAUGUUGGAAACUUUCCUUCCCUGCUUGUUCUGGCCUGAGACGGUGGACAAACACUGGACUGUGUUGCAGAGUCACCACAGCACUGUAGUAAACUUUGCUCAUGUUGUUCUUAAGUAAACCUCAAUCAUUUGGAAGGUUCAAACCAAGUUUUGAGGAUGAGUUCCGACAGUUAUCCAGCCCAGAUCUGGUUUCAGCUGUUUUAACAUUACUCUGUACCUCCGUUUUGUAAUGCUGAAGAUGCUGCUCACUUGGGCUCCGGAGCCUUGUGAAGGUCAAAGGUGAGAGGGCAACCUGAUCUUGGAAAGGGGAGCGGUUUUCUCGUGAAUUGGUUUUACGCGACAGUUCCAAACAGUUUCUAAAAUGAUAAAGGCUAAACUGAUGAAAGGCUAAAAGUAUUCAGUGUUGUGAAAACAUGCUAAAUAAAGAUGACUGCUUUUUUCCAA